CGCCCCGCCCCUCCCCGCCGGAGAGAGUCACGUGGGCGAGUCCUAGCUUUAGACAAGCGGCCAGCCUUGACACGUGACCCAAGCCGCAGCUUCGCGCAGGGAUGGAGCCGGAAGAGGGGACGCCCUUGUGGCGGCUGCAGAAGCUGCCGGCCGAGCUGGGCCCGCAGCUUCUUCACAAAAUAAUUGAUGGCAUUUGUGGUCGAGCUUAUCCUGUGUACCAAGAUUAUCACACUGUUUGGGAAUCAGAAGAAUGGAUGCACGUUUUAGAAGAUAUUGCCAAAUUUUUCAAAGCCAUAGUUGGUAAAAACUUACCUGAUGAAGAGAUAUUUCAGCAGUUGAAUCAGCUGAAUUCACUUCAUCAAGAAACUAUCAUGAAAUGCGUGAAAAGUAGGAAAGAUGAAAUCAAACAGGCUCUGUCAAGAGAAAUAGUUGCUAUUUCCUCUGCACAGCUACAGGAUUUUGAUUGGCAGGUAAAGCUUGCACUUUCCAGUGACAAGAUUGCUGCAUUACGAAUGCCACUUUUAAGCCUGCAUCUAGAUGUAAAAGAAAAUGGUGAAGUAAAACCUUAUUCUAUUGAAAUGAGUAGAGAGGAGCUGCAGAAUCUAAUACAGUCCUUGGAAGCAGCGAAUAAGGUGGUCCUGCAGUUGAAAUAAUUGGAAAUUAUGAAUACCAGUCCUAUCAGAUUUUAUUGCUCCAACUUAAAUGGCAGAGUGAAUACUGCGUGUUCAGAAACCUUGUGAUGUCUUGACUGUUGCACCAGGCUGAGAAAGCAGCAAUGUUGAUAUUAUAAAGAUAAAAAUUUAUCAACAUUCCUUAACAGGAAAUUACAUGGUUGAGAGGAAAUGCAUAAAAUGAAAGAUGAAAAAUCUAUAGUAGCAGUUUAUAUUUUCAUGAUUGUUUUGCCUCAUUUAUUAAAUAUUUGAGAAAUCUUUGGAGAUACAUAGUUUUAUUGAAAGCUAAAAAUAGGUUCUAAAGUAAUGUAAAAAUAUAAAGCACAAAUAUACUUGAAUAUUGCUUAAAGAAUUGUGUGAAUAGCAACAUAUAUUAUGGAUAUAUACUUUGUGAUAUUUUUAAAAAAUAACUUUUUCAAAGAAUGUAUAAGCUGCAUAUAUAACUCAGGAGAUUCCAUGUCUUUCUCAUAUUUCAGAGGAAAGAUUAUAAAAUAUAAAAUUUCUUAGAGAACACCUCUUUGUCCGAGAUAAACAAGAACAAAUACUCUAAACUUAUGUGAACAAUUUUGAGUUUAUGAAUUCUAGAAACUAAAAUCAAGAAUACAGAAAAAUGAAAAUAACAUUUUACUUCUGCGCUUCUAUGUUUGGGAAACAUUGCUCUGAUAAAAAAUAGCUGUCAUUAUGGAGUGUGUAUAUUCAAAUAUGAGAUAAGACUAUGUACACGUCCACUUUUGUUAAUAAACUCAAUAUUGAAUACU
Gorilla gorilla gorilla (western lowland gorilla) is the source of this 1429-nucleotide messenger RNA. It is a transcript of the gene COMMD8, whose product is annotated as COMM domain containing 8. The transcript is spliced from 5 exons. Bases 102 to 653 code for a protein of 183 amino acids. NCBI's taxonomy places the organism in Eukaryota, Metazoa, Chordata, Mammalia, Primates, Hominidae. The record is from RefSeq and is a predicted model, not a curated record.